Messenger RNA from Solanum dulcamara, 1748 nucleotides. RefSeq lists its product as uncharacterized. Lineage: Eukaryota; Viridiplantae; Streptophyta; Magnoliopsida; Solanales; Solanaceae. The transcript has 5 exons. The record is from RefSeq and is a predicted model, not a curated record. The coding region runs from base 783 to 1493 and encodes 236 amino acids. Gene Ontology annotation, cellular component: nucleus.
CAAUAUUGCUAUAUUGCUACAAAGCAGACUUGGGCACUUGGCCCAACACCAAGCCCAAAACAAAAGUUAUCUUCACUAUGUCUAGAAAAGGAAUUAGGGCAGACCGCAGUCUCUCCAAUCUCCAUUGCUUUCCUCUGUUCUUUUCCAAAAGGAACCAAAACGAUCUUCUCUGUUCGUUUCUUAUCCCCAGAAAUCUCUUUGCUUCAGCUCCUCUAUAUUCUUUUAGCGAAGUCCUUAUGAAAAAGUGGAAUGGAGAGAUCUCGUAACUUACAAGUUCCUCGCUGAUCGUUGGAGAAAAUGUCAAGUUCGUCGUAGAAUAUGUCAAGGUCCCCCUCACAGCUGCAUAAGGCAGAGUGUCAAGUUAACAAGAAACAUUUUCUAAGAUUUGCAUCCAAUAUUAUUUAAGUAGAACAGAAUUGAAGAGGAACAAAAGCCUACCACAGUCUGGCCACACCAGUUGAGCAACCAUCUCUGGCCGGUUUUACACAUAAAGUGUCACAGUGAAGUUUUGACUUCAAGCCAUGCCAGAGAUCAGAUAAGGAGAGAAUGAUCGACAUCUCUGUUAGCUAUUCUUUAUGUAGUUCAUUCGAGAAAAUAUGGUCGACUUCCGGCGGCCAUUGAAAUAGUUCAAUUCUUCCCCAGCUUGACUCUGUCAAAGUAUUCGGACAAAGUUGACCGAAUCGGAGACGCACCCCGAGACGGGUUCGGCGGCAAAAACAAAGAGUCCGCGUAACAUAGCCAAAAACCCAAUAUGAAUUUAUUGCUAUUUUUUUAUUACAGGGAUGUCUAGUUCUGGAGAAGAUUUUUCUCAAUUUGGUAUUUCUGUUGAGGAAAAAGACAAGCUUGUAGCAGAAGUGAUUCGAUAUGUAUUAUUCAAGAGUGAACAGAGUUCAGGGUGUCCAAUAAAGAGGGAGGAGCUAACUCAAUUGAUCACUGGCAAGAAUUAUCGUCAACGAAAUCUACCUGCUUUUGUCAUAAAUGAGGCAAAAUUGAAAAUUUCCUCUAUUUUUGGCUUUGAAAUGAGGGAACUUCAACGCUCACGCUCUUCUGCUACUCAAAACCCUCGCGCAUCUCAGCAAGUUGCAUCUGAUGCAAAGUCAUAUAUUCUCAGAAGUCAGCUACCUGCAGAUAUAUACAAGGCAUUUGUGGAGGAUGAAAAUAAAUCACAUGUCACUGCUCUUACAUUUGUCGUUCUUAGCAUUGUUCGUCUUGCUGGAGGGAAAAUUAAUGAAGAAAAUCUUUGGCCUCAUUUGAGACGGCUGGGAUUGUCUGAAACUGAUGAAAGUCAUCCUGUUCAUGGAAACCUCAAACUAGCAUUGGAAGCAAUUGUUCAACAAAGAUACUUGCACAAAGAGAAAGUUAAUGGUCCAGAAGGUAAUGCAACGUUUUAUGAACUUGCUGAGAGGGCACUAGAUGGGCCAAUUAAUGACGGAAUGAAAGAGCAUAUAUCAAAGAUUGUGAACAAAGAUAUUACUUCGGUGGAUGCUGACUAGUUUGUUUACUGCUGUCUGGGAUUCUUCACAAGUGUUUUGGCCAUAGUUCCUAACUGUAUGAGGGUGGUCUUUGAAGUUGUUAAUUUGGUAUGAUGUUUUACAUUCGCCAGAGCUGCUACUUUCGUUCUGUCUAUUUUUGUGAAAUACAGCAGUUAAUGUGUUUAGGCAGCUGAAUUGAUGUUAUUUAUAUGAUCAUCCUUGUUGUCUGGCGUAGUAAUUAAUUUUUGUUUAUAGAAAUAUUAAUAGAGCCCCCCA